Durusdinium trenchii is the source of this 669-nucleotide messenger RNA. NCBI's taxonomy places the organism in Eukaryota, Dinophyceae, Suessiales, Symbiodiniaceae. The record is from the annotation of a GenBank genome assembly.
AUGACGAUAUUCAGAUGGGAGAAUUUCUCUGGAAGAAGUGCUUACAGCUUGCACAGUGCACAUCACUUUGGACUAGUCAUUGAAGACCUUCCACACCCAGAUAAACGACUCCGCGGAGAAGGAGUUGCUGGAGCUGCAGAAAGGCAUCCAUGCAGAAAGUGCUCUCGUCUCCUUGGCGGGUGCGGCGCCCUGGGCCGCGCCGAUGAGAAGGAGGACAUUCACAGGAUGAAAUUCAUGGGGGGCUUCUUCCUCUCCUCCAGCCGCGUGGUCAUCCUACAAGGCCACGUGCUCUUCAUCUGCUUCCGAGGUCGUCGUUUGCCGGAAGGCUUUGUCGACCCGUCUUAUGUGGAGGAUGCGCUUUUGCUUUGGGAUUCGGAGGCGCGCCGCGAUGGAAGACGCUGCACUCUGAGGGUGUCAGGCCGCACUUUUCGCUUGACCUUUGCUGAUGAGCAGGUGGCCAGCCGUUGGGUGGAGAUGCUGAGGAAAGCCUCUGGCAGCCACUCUUUUCAAGAGAAGGCCAUGUCCCAGAUCGUCUCGCUGUUGCAAUUGGCCCGAGAAGCAACCUGGAUUGAACACCGGCCAGGGCGGACACAGCUACGCUUCGCCUGGGCUCUCCUCUCCACCGGAGGCCACUGCGCCCUGGGUCUACACUGCACGGAAGCGACCUGA